This is a messenger RNA of Ficedula albicollis (Collared flycatcher), 2443 nucleotides long. RefSeq names its product protein phosphatase 1 catalytic subunit beta (gene PPP1CB). Gene Ontology annotation, biological process: regulation of circadian rhythm; circadian regulation of gene expression. NCBI's taxonomy places the organism in Eukaryota, Metazoa, Chordata, Aves, Passeriformes, Muscicapidae. Bases 41 to 1054 code for a protein of 337 amino acids. The transcript has 8 exons. The record is from RefSeq and is a predicted model, not a curated record. Gene Ontology annotation, molecular function: protein serine/threonine phosphatase activity. Gene Ontology annotation, cellular component: nucleus; cytoplasm.
GAUACAUCUGUAAGGACAUGGCUCAUUUGUUUGAGAUGUGAUGAAAUGGAGGCCUGUAGGCAUAUAUUGUUUGCAAGUCACACUGAUUAUUUCUGAUGUCUGCCUUUGUAGUCUUCUAGUAUUACGAGGAUGUCGUCCUGGAAAGAUUGUUCAGAUGACCGAAGCAGAAGUUCGGGGCUUGUGUAUAAAAUCACGGGAAAUAUUUCUUAGCCAGCCUAUUCUUCUGGAGCUAGAGGCACCUCUGAAAAUUUGUGGUGAUAUCCAUGGUCAGUAUACAGACUUGCUUCGAUUAUUUGAAUAUGGAGGAUUCCCACCAGAAGCUAAUUAUCUUUUCCUUGGAGAUUAUGUAGACAGAGGCAAACAGUCUCUGGAAACAAUUUGCCUAUUACUGGCAUAUAAAAUCAAGUACCCAGAAAACUUCUUUCUCCUAAGAGGAAAUCACGAGUGUGCUAGCAUCAAUCGAAUCUAUGGAUUUUAUGAUGAAUGCAAGCGGAGAUUUAACAUUAAGCUGUGGAAGACCUUCACAGACUGUUUUAACUGUCUGCCUAUUGCAGCCAUUGUGGAUGAGAAGAUCUUCUGUUGUCAUGGAGGACUGUCUCCAGAUCUCCAGUCAAUGGAGCAGAUCCGGAGAAUCAUGAGACCUACAGAUGUUCCUGACACAGGUUUGCUCUGUGACCUGCUGUGGUCUGACCCAGACAAAGAUGUGCAAGGUUGGGGUGAAAAUGAUCGUGGGGUCUCUUUCACUUUUGGUGCUGAUGUGGUCAGUAAAUUUCUGAAUCGUCAUGAUCUGGAUUUGAUCUGUCGAGCUCAUCAGGUGGUUGAAGAUGGAUACGAGUUCUUUGCUAAACGGCAGUUGGUCACCCUAUUCUCAGCUCCAAAUUAUUGUGGAGAGUUCGACAAUGCAGGGGGCAUGAUGAGUGUGGAUGAAACUCUGAUGUGUUCCUUCCAGAUAUUGAAACCAUCUGAAAAGAAAGCCAAGUACCAGUAUGGUGGACUGAAUUCUGGGCGUCCAGUCACUCCACCUCGCACAGCUAAUCCACCGAAGAAGAGGUGAAGAAAGGAAAUAAUGUAGAAAACACCAUCAGAUCUGUCAAGGACAAAACUCCAUAUUACAGUAUAUAAUAAGUGUGCACUGUAAAACCAUCCAGCCAUUUGACACCCUUUAUGAUGUCACACGUUUAACUUAAAGAGACGGGUAAAGGAUCUUUAUUAAUUUUUUCUAGUAGAAAGAUGUGCGACACUGUAUUGUAACAAGUAUAGCUCCAAGUUCUAAUAUCCAGCAUAGAGAAGAAAAAAAAUUAGGAAAAAACUAUUUCAACUACAUAUUCACAUUUACCACGGUUUUUAAAGUUGACCAACAUCCCAGUUAAAACUCGGUGUAAUAGUUAAACCAGAUGAGAGCAUGAUGUUCCAUUUGUGUAAUGUGGUCUUAUUGUUGCUUGAUUGCUUUUACUUUGGUUAUUUUGUAGCUAGAAUGAUGCAAAUAUGGUAUCUAGUCUUAUUUCCUGGCUCUUUGAAAUUGAUAUGAGGAAGGGGCUUUUCUAGAACAGCCAUUAAUCUCUUAUCGUCCCCCUAAUGCCCUGUUUUUUCAUCAUAAUGCCAUGUGCCCCAUUAUAAUGCAAAGUUUAUAGUACAGCAGUGAUUAAAUGGCAAACUGAAUCCCAAAUGCCCAGACUGGACAGCUUGGCAGCCAACAUGUAUCAAGACAGAAAAACCUGUCCUGACCUUUUAACUUUAACUGCCACACAAUGAAUUUGUGCACUACACUAUUUUAAAUUAUUGACAUUACACUGUGCAAUGGCACUUCAUUUAACUUAGGGCAAAAAUGGUAUUGCCUAUUAGUUGGUAACUUGAUUAGUGGUACCUUGGCUUUAGUUUUAUUAGCAUGAAACACCUUUGGCAUGCUUAGCUUCCAGGUAACUUCCAACCUGCAUCAAAAUUCAUCUUACAUAGUUCCACAGAACAUGAAGAUCCUUAUUUGCUAAGCCUUUGAAAGCUGGCAUUCUUUUUCAGAAGAGGGUGUGUUUAAAUGGACGUUCUUCAACAUACAGUAGGCUAGAUGAUGGGUGGUGAGCUGAAAAUGCUACAGGAAUGCCCAACUUUACAGUAAGGCUUACAUCACUAAAGAUUCUGUCAUUUGGAUUUUCAUGAUCAAAUUUCAUAUACUAUUGUAUAGACUUCUGCUUUGUAGUGUACUAUAGUAGCAAUAAUUUCUGUAUGUGAUCAAGAGUUACGCAGUAUUUCUUUUCAGUUCUCUCCUUUAUUAAAAGAGUUAACAUUGGCAGAUGGCAAGAUAUAGAGAAGAUAUGAAAUAUAUAGUAGAAUAAAUGAAAGAUUUGUGAUGCUUUAGGAUGAAAUACUUAUUGGACACAAUUACAAAAGCUUUUACUGAAUACUGUCAAAUUUGUAAGAUUCUUUGGGGGAAGGCUGCAGAUUUAUACCA